AUGACGCCGAGUGCCCACUCCCCCACCUCGGUGGCCACGAACACCUCAGGUUCGAGUCCACCCUUCAGGCGACCAAACAAAUCCUCCGAGUUUACACCAGACGUCUCUAAGAGGGGUGACGACAACGGAUGUCUUGACCUGAGCACCAGCGCCAUUACUACUAUGAAUGCCGCUGCCGCUGCAGCCACCACGAUGUCCUGUGAAGAGCAGACGAGGGGUGGAGUAGAGUACCUCAAAAAGUGUCACAUUUGCAGUGCAGAGUUGACAGGAGGUGUGGAUGAGUUGACGAGGCACCUAACCUUUGUGCAUUUGAUCCCUAUGCCUCUGAUGCUCGGUCAGUUGGCUGCCAUGGCUGUUGGAAUGAAGAGUGGGCAAAGCAAACCCUUCUCCCCUUCCACCUCUUCCGCCACCAAUAUUCCACCACCGCUGCCACCUCCUCCACCAUCCCUACCAUCACUUUUGCCAAUUCACGAAAAUAUGCCACAUGGCGGUUGGGACAUUCCAAGCCUGUUGGCGGUAUCGAAUUCGUUGGGGCGGAAUUCCCCGGGUGAACGACCACCUCAACUGUCCUUCCCCUUCGGACAGUUUGACAGUAUGCCUCAACAAACCCCACCUCCUCCACUCCCACUAGGCUCGAAAAAUUUCUUCGGACUCAACUUCGAUCUGCCUCCGCUGCCCCUACUCGAGCGAAAUGGUGAAAUAGGUCCUCGCCACCCCUCGACCUCGGAGCCGGAGUUCAAACGCGCACGUAUUGAUCCUCCGCUUGGUAAGACCCUUCUCGCAAAAACCCCCAAUGACUUUAUACCUACUCGUUUGCUACGAGUACGACCUCACUUAAGCCCCCGUUUCAAGCGAAAUAGUGAAAAAGCUUUAUUUGUGUGA
Echinococcus granulosus is the source of this 882-nucleotide messenger RNA. RefSeq lists its product as hypothetical. The record is from RefSeq and is a predicted model, not a curated record. Lineage: Eukaryota; Metazoa; Platyhelminthes; Cestoda; Cyclophyllidea; Taeniidae. The transcript is spliced from 2 exons. The coding region runs from base 1 to 882 and encodes 293 amino acids.